Molecule: messenger RNA, 2130 nt
Organism: Orussus abietinus
Lineage: Eukaryota; Metazoa; Arthropoda; Insecta; Hymenoptera; Orussidae
Product: PHD finger protein 12
Exons: 6
Coding region: 90-1988 (632 amino acids)
Biological process (GO): negative regulation of transcription by RNA polymerase II
Cellular component (GO): Sin3-type complex; nucleus
Molecular function (GO): transcription corepressor activity; protein binding
Source: RefSeq, a predicted model, not a curated record
GGGUGCAGGACCGCCACAAGGGAACGGAUGCAGAGCUAUCUGUAACCUAUACUAGGUCCUAUUUAAGCGUACUUAUUAUUUGUAAUAAAAUGGACUCUGCUGAAUACGACAUUUCCAUCAAUGGUGGGUUAAUGCCUCAAAUACAAGCUCUUAUUGCUCCACCAGUAUCUGAGGAAAAUAAAGCCUUAAAAAGUAAGCGAGAGAAGUACGAGAAGAGACAUCCAUAUUUUAAAAGGCCUGGACAUGGCCAUAAUCGAGAUUCGUGUGAUGCAUGUCGAGAUGGAGGAGAGCUCAUAUGCUGUGACAAAUGCCCUGCUUCGUUUCAUCUCCAGUGCCAUGAUCCACCCUUGGAGCCAACCGAUAUACCAAAUGGGGAGUGGAUGUGCCAUUCAUGUCGUUGUGCUGCAAAAAAAGAAAGUCAUAUAAAUAGAAAAAGAAAACGAAAAUCUCCUUUAGAAACUUUAGUGUUAGCAGCUUCUCUUAUGAAUCCUCGAGAAUUUGAGUUACCUAAUGAAUUACGAAUAGCAAUGACAUUUCCUGGAACGGAUAAAAUAGAUCAACCUGAGAAACGAGGGCGUCGAUUUAAUUCCAGUAAUACCAACGGGAAGAGCCAUUGUUUGGAUAAUGGUUUAACAGUGCCGUUACCUGCUCGGUUGUGUUUUGAGUGUGGCCGGAGUUGCCAUAAAGCUCCAUUAAUUGCAUGUGAUUACUGUCCUCUCUACUUUCAUCAAGACUGUUUGGAUCCUCCACUGACUGCAAUUCCCAGUGGACGGUGGAUGUGUCCUAAUCAUCCAAAUCAUUUUAUAGACAACAAUCUUUUAACAUCCUGUAGGGCGACUGAGCGUUUAAAAUUGUGGGAUAAGUUUGCAUAUCGACGUAUAGACCAACAUGCUGUGAAAAUGGAGUUUCUGCGAAAAGCACGUACUGCAAAUCCAGCAUUUAGGAUGAAAGUUAGGCUCGAUGGAAGGUUAACUGUGAAGGUUCCACUUACGGUUAAAUUUCACUAUGCUAAUCCACCUGAAUUGGACUUAGUUCGUUGUUAUCCAAUGUUAAAUAAGCUUCCACCUUUAUCACGGAAAAUUCACCAGCAAAAUGGUGGUGUUAAAGUUCAUAAAACAGAAGUAGAGAAAAAUUGUGAUGAAGAUAAGACAGAUCUAAUAAAUAUAUUGAAUGUAACCGAUGACGCUCGUAAUAUUACAGACAGCACAGAAAACAUUCAAGAUCAUAACAAUGACAACAAAACUGAUCAAGCAUGUCCAAUUCAGACUAGUGCAAACGAGGAUACUGAAGGAACAAGAAUAGUUUUCUGGGAUAAUGAGGAAGAAUAUAGCGUAAAGGAAGGGGUCCAGAUAUUGGAGAGACCAGUAUUGGAAAUGUUAGCUCAACAGAGACUGGAACAAAUAUUAAACCCAGAAGGUGAAGAAUAUGAAAUGGUUAAUUGUGUAACCAAAGCAAGAGCUGUGUUGUUUUCACUAGGUCAAAAAACAAGUUCUCCAACAUUUAUGGUCUAUAAGACAUUAACUAUUGGUACUGGAUCCAACUGUGAUUUAGUGUUAUCCAGAUAUGGCACCUGUAACUGCACAUCUGCAAAACAUGCCGUCAUUUUUUUUGACGAGACGACCUUGCGAUAUGAAUUGCUUAACUAUAGUGAAUAUGGAACAAUUGUUGACAAUGUAUUGUAUUCGUGUGAUUAUACCAGCCUUGGAUUUACACAAGAGAGUGACACUAAAAUUGAAGACAGCAUUUCCUCUACCAAAGAGCAGGAUGCAUCGGAAGACAUAAAACGAAUUGUUUAUCAGAGGAGGAAAUGUUUACCAGAAGGUCGUCAUAAACAGGUGCUGUGUAAAUGUUCAAAAUCAGUCAAUAACAACGACGUUUUUCUAGAAGAAGGUUGGGAAGGAACAGCUGUGAUCACCCAUGGUUCCAUUUUGAGGUUCGGUUGCCUAACAUUUGUAUUUAGUUCAGUGGAUAUGUUGCUAAAUCAAUAAGGUGCAAUAUCACAGUUUAUGUGCUCUAGAUUUUCAAUUUUUACAUGUGUAUAUGUACAAUGUUAUAUGUAAUAAAAUGUCAGAAUGGGCAGAUUUUUUUCUCCAAACAUGAAGAACUGAACAUCCCAGUUUCAGAACAAUA